This is a messenger RNA of Durusdinium trenchii, 540 nucleotides long. NCBI's taxonomy places the organism in Eukaryota, Dinophyceae, Suessiales, Symbiodiniaceae. The record is from the annotation of a GenBank genome assembly.
AUGGUACAGUCAUCCAUGGUUUCUGAUUUUCUUGCAUAUGCCAUGAUGGCACCUGCUUCCCAAUCUGCGGCAGAUGGUGGUACAAGCUUUGUGUCAGCUUCCGCUCAACCGUGUCGAGCUGCGUUUCCACGCAUCGCCCUCCUUCCGGCGGCUUCGCCGCGGAAUCUCUGCGGCUUCGCGGCAGUCGCAGCUUCUAUAGCCAGUGGCUGGAAGGCCGGGAAGCGUAGCAUCAAACCACAGCUGGUCACACGAACGGCCGAGAAUGAGUUGGGUGAAGAUGUGAGGUCUGGCGUGUCAGGUGGAGUCGGCUGGGUGGUUCAAUCCUUCCAAUCAUUGAACUGGCAACUCUAUGCAGCGCUUUUGGUCAAGCAUGUGUUGCCAACAGCGUACACGAUGAGUAGGAUUUACUUUCUGGGACAGCUGCCCGGCGGCCAGUGGUUUGGACGUCGCAUCACAACUCUACUGGGUGAGCUUGUUGCUGAAGGUGAUGGAGGAGGCGUUGAUUGUUCCGCUGUACUCUUGCGUUGGAGAUAUGAUUAG